This is a messenger RNA of Prorocentrum cordatum, 909 nucleotides long. NCBI's taxonomy places the organism in Eukaryota, Dinophyceae, Prorocentrales, Prorocentraceae. The record is from the annotation of a GenBank genome assembly.
AUGAUCUGGGCUCGGGGCCUGCGGGCCAGGGGCGGCCGAUGGCCAUCGCCGGCGCGUGCGCCGCUGAGGGCUUCACAGCAUUUCGCUGGAGCGGAUGCCCACGUGGACCGCGCCCGGCUGGGCGACCUGCGCGACCCUGGCACCGACCGCAGCUGGAUGUGGUCCGCGCAGGCUCGGGAUGCAGAUCGGGGGGAGUUCACCGAGGCGAUGCGCAUUCGGCUGGGCGCCAGCGGGCCGCCCGAGCCCACCUUGCGCGGCGUCUGCGGCGAGCGCCUCCUCGACGCCGCCGGAGCCCGCGCCUCGACCUGCUGCAUUUGGGAGGCGACGGUUGGCCACGGCCUGGCCAUGGAGGAGCUGCACCGUUUCGCCGUGAUGGGUGAUCCUCGUAGAGAGCUGGAACCGGAGAACUUCGUGCGCUCACGUCCACUGGGCCGACCUGCAGACGUGCCCACGGCGGCCGUUGGCAGCCUGUCGGCUUUGGACGUGGGAGUUACGAGUUCCGCCACCGCGCCCGCGCCGGGCGAGGGCGCCGCCGAGGCGAUGUGGCAGCGCAAAACCCGGGGGCGGGACAGCGUGCGCGGCGAGCUCGAGGAGCUCGGCAUCGUCUACACCCCCGUGGUAUGGACGAGCCACGGGCGCCCGCGUCCGCAGGCGGCGGCCGCCGUGCCGGCGAUCGCCCGGGCCGCCGCGCGGCGCCGCGGGGGCGCCGCCCGCGCCAUGGAGCGCGCGCUGCGGGGGCGGAUCGGCGCGGCGCUGGCCCUGCGGGGCGCGCGCGUGAGUCUGGCCCCAAUGGCCCCUCUAGACGACGGCGCCGCCGAGCCCGGAGCGGGCGUCUGGCGCGUGCUCGCCGCGGUCGACGCCGCCGCGGCGGCCGACGCGCAGGGUUCGGCCGGCCAGCGGCUGAAGUAG